Molecule: messenger RNA, 4383 nt
Organism: Xyrichtys novacula (pearly razorfish)
Lineage: Eukaryota; Metazoa; Chordata; Actinopteri; Labriformes; Labridae
Source: the annotation of a GenBank genome assembly
GUUAGAAAAAAAGUUUAUUUACUUCCGGUGAAGAGUUGAGCUGCAGCUGAAUGAUAAAAUAGUGGUGAUAAGGUACCUGUGUUUACCAACUUGUUAUUCUGAACACUUUGAAACUCUAUUGUGUCAUUUAAAAUUCAGGUCUUAAUUUACGGUGUCAGAGCUGAACUUUACUCGGGUUUGCGGGACUGCCGAUGCUAAUGCUAGUUAAUCAUUACCAUAAACAAACCACAGCCCGCGGUCACACAAGCGCGGGCACAAGCUAGUGAUCAGAUAUAAACUCAUCUGUUUUUGUUGGUAUUAGGAGUAAAAUAAGGCUUAUAAGAUUCCGUGAGAUUAGAUCGUAAUGUUUCUUCUAAAAGCAUCUCGGGAGCUGGUGUUUAUUUUUCAUUUUUUAAGCUUUUGAGCUGCAAAUGUUUGAUUUACUCACAGACUGGGAACUAAUACUACUACUACUACAGCUGUGCAGUUAACUACUUUUGUUGUAUUAUAUUGUAUUAUAUUGUAUUAUUUUGAUGAAUAUUAAAAUUAUUCUUAUUGGUUAAAAAAAUGCUCACCAUCCCACAGAAUCUUCUCAGGUGCAGUAGGGCUGAGCGAUAUGUGAAAAAGUUUAUCACGAUUUUUUUUUCAUAUCAGUCAAUAUCGACAAAUAUCACAAUAUUGUCAAUCUUAAAUGUUCUUUGUAACUCUUAAAUGAAAUGUAACAGUGCUUAUUGGUAGCAUGUCCUUUGCAAUACAAUAAGCUACUGCAUCUGUGAGGUCUUUGUGACUUUUUGUUGUAAGGCGUUGCGCUAGAAAAAGCAGACUGAAUGGUUGGCUGUUUUGACUGCACAGGCAUCGUGAGCCUCUUUUGCACUUGCUUGUGUCAGUCUGGCUGACGAUGUCGUCAUCGGUUGAGCCUUCAUCUGCGUUUCUGUUGUGGUAGCACUCAUAUUCUUUUUUUCUCACUGACCAUGCUGUCAGCUUCACGUGUUAAAGUGCUAUGGUUGUGUGUAGCUGCAGCCUUCUACUAUGCAGUUGUUUGCUACUUUGUUCCAAAUCAGCAUUGGUUCAACACGGCGCAGACCCGGAGCAGCUCUUCUUUUCACUGGCUAUUUGUAUAGUCUACCAAAACAUGGCAGAACCCCGGCUAUUGAAAAGCAUAUAGACCGUAUUUAUAUUGCUAUCAAGUGAAAUUACUUUUUGAUAUAUAUCGUUACCGUUUUAUCGCCCAGCCCUAGGUGUAGGUCCAUCAUCUGUUGGACAAACUUCCUCUACAUCUGAACAUUUCAACCCUUACAUAGACAGGAUUCAUUUCAUUUUUUUUGUUCCAGACUGUGAUUGUUAUUAAAUGCUGCAUUACUUUGUGUAUUUGUCAGGUGAGCUACAAAAAUGGAGUCCAGCGAGGAGGGGGGCCUCAGCGUUGGAGGCUCAGUGGGAGAAGAGAACUACUUCCUUGGGUACACUUUUACCGACCGCUCUCAUUCCAGCCGUGUGGUCAAGAGCAUCAUGGACCUUUGUCUGGAGGAUGGCCUGUUUGCUGAUGUCACCAUCACCGUGGACAGCAAAGAGUUUCACCUCCACAGGCUUGUGCUGUCGGCACAGAGCAGUUUCUUCCGCUCCAUGUUCACCUCUAAUCUCAAAGAGUCCCACAACCGCUCCAUUGAGCUAAAGGAUGUUAGUGCCACUGUCUUUCAGCUGCUGAUUGACUAUAUCUAUCACGGCACUAUUAAACUGAGGGUGGAGGAGCUGCAGGACACAUAUGAGAUGGCAGAUAUGUACCAGCUGACUGCACUCUUUGAGGAGUGCUCCCGCUUUCUAUCACGGACAGUCGAGGUCAAGAACUGCCUGCAGGUGAGUCAUUCUUCUUUUUACAGGGUUUUCAGCUUUAAUGAUUGUGUGGCUAAAGUUGAAUGACUCCCUUGUGCAGGUGAUGUGGCUUGCAGACAGACAUAGUGACCAGGAGUUGUAUACUGCAGCCAAGCAUUGUGCAAAAAUCCACCUUGCCCAGCUGCAUCAGACAGAAGAGUUUCUGAAUCUGCCUCUCUGUCUGCUCAUGGACAUCAUCAAAGGUAUCAACUAUUAAUUUUCUAUUAGAGCUCUACUUUUUUUAAUGAAAGUUUUUAAAUUUAAAACAGAACAUGAACCUCAUUAUGUGAGACAGAUCAUAUCUCUCUCAAUUCGUAGAUUUCUGUACGGUAUAAAAAUAAACCAUCACAUUCCUGAAACCAACCUCAGAUAGUUGUUCAUCAGGAUGCACACAGUGUUUUAUGUUAAUAUGCAUAGUCAUAGUCCUAUAAACUUGAACGGACCAUUGAUUUAGCCUAUUUUUUGCUCAGUGGUCAAAACAGUUAGUAUCCUGAGUUUCUUGUUUUCCUCAAUUAAUUCCCCUCAUGACUUGAUGAGUAUGUUUCACAAGGUUUUAUGUUUGUUUGUAUUCAGAUGGAGUUCCAAGCUCCCAGAAUCCGACCAUGGCCAUUGAGUCAUGGAUCAACAACAACAAGGUGGAAAGGGAGGAAUUUUCUUGUAUCCUCCAAGAAAACCUCAAGGUAGCAUGUUUUCAUUCAAGCCUGAUUGUCUCUUUGUAAAGUCAUCUCACUUUGGGUCUGUUUUCUGCCACUGACGUCUUUGAUGUCUUUGUCUCUUGUGUCUGUAGGAAAUAGGUGAGAAUGUCCACAUUUACCUUAUCGGUAAAGAAGAGACUCGCACUCAUUCACUGGCUGUGUCACUUCACUGUGAUGAGGAUGAUGCCAUCAGUGUGAGUGGACAGAACAGUUUGUGUCAUCAGAUCACUGCGGCCUGCAAACAUGGUGGAGACCUUUAUGUAGUCGGGGGGUCCAUCCCUCGCCGUAUGUGGAAGUGCAACAUGCACACCAUGGACUGGGAGCGCUGUGCUCCGCUGCCCAGAGACCGCUUACACCAUACCAUGGUCUCUGUCUCCACAGAGGACGCUAUCUACUCACUAGGAGGUAAGACAUUACAGGACACGCUCUCAAAUGCGGUCAUCUUUUACACAGUGAAGGACAAUAUGUGGACAGAGACCAGCCAGCUGGACACUGCAGUGUCAGGGGCUGCUGGCGUAAAUUUGGGAGGUACUAUCUAUUUGCUUGGAGGGGAAGAGAAUGACAUGGACUUCUUUACCAAGCCGUCUCGACUGAUUCAGUGCUUCGACACGGCCUCUCAGAAGUGUCAGAUCAAACCGUACAUGCUGCCAUUCGCAGGCUGCAUGCACGCCGCGGUUCACAUGGAUGUUAUCUUCAUUGUGGCAGAAGGAGACUCCCUGGUGUGCUACAACCCUCUGCUGGAGAGCUUCACCCGCUUACGCUUCCCCGAGGUGUGGAGCUGUGUUCCUUCUCUGUGGAAGGUGGCCAGCUGUAAUGGCUGCAUUUACGUCUUCAGGGACAAAUGUAAGAAAGGGGACGCCAACACGUUAAAGUUUAACCCAGCCACAUCUGUGGUCUCGGUCAUCAGAGGGAUAAAAAUCCUCCUCACGAACUGGCAGUUUGUCUUGGCUUGAACUCUCUUCACCAUCAGACCAGUAAAAUCAGCUCAGCAUUAUGUGCGUGUGUCAAUUAGUCGUCUCAUUGUGAAUCUCUUGAACAGUUUGUGGUGAUGCUGUAAUCAGUGAUGAAAUUAUCAGCAUUGUUUCUGUGCACUGCUUGUCUUUUGAUACGCAUGAACACCUUUUUUUUUUCUUUUUUUUUUGCAUAAAACUCAAUGUAUCCUAAUGAUGUCAAACAUACACGAACAUGUCCACAGGGACUGUUUCCAGACUUCAUAACCAUUCAGUUUCUUGUCUCAUUGAAGAUUGUAUUUUUUGAUGUAGAGUGUACAUGUUCAUGUUAAACUGUUAACACGGAUGUCAAAUAUACACACAUUGCUAUAAUUACAAGCUGUCACUGUUUGUUUUGAUCUUUGUUGCCUUUUGGUCUUCAUUCAUUAAUUCUGCUAUCAAUACCAUGUUUAUUACUGGGGGUUUGGGAUCUUUCAGUCUGCAGUUACAUAGAAAUGCACUUAGUUGCUACUGAAUUGUGCCUCAGCAAAGACUCCUGACUGUACCUUUGGCUCAUUGUUACAUCCUCGGAAUGGUGGGUGGUAUUAGUGGUGUAAAAGGGGUCUGUUUUGUCCUUGGGGGUGAGAGAAACAGGGCGAUUGAAGGAGAGAAAGCUACUACAGAGAGGCCUAAACUAUGAUCCCAUUGAUGUGUUGCAGGAGGCUGUGCAGCUGAAACCCAAACCCAGUAACAUGUCAGACUUUCUGAACUAUUCUAAGCAUCAGUUGCUGACGCCAAGACAAGGGGUGGGGGCUUCUAGGGGCACAUAUGCACCUCCAUAAGAACUCCCAACAGGAACUGACAGCCACUACAGGCACUAUUUGACGUGCGGUCCCUUAAUGUUGGGCAAUAAA